AUGUCCGAAGAAGCCCGACGAUCCAACCGCGUUCGGCGCAAGCCCCAGACCUUGUAUCCAAAUCCCCCACCACCGCAGCUAUCUCCCCGCAAGCAGAAGCGGAAGCAGCCCCCUGCAAGCACGAAUCCUCCAUCACGAGCAAAGAGGUACCCGGCCAACACAAGAACAAACAGCACUCUGCAAGCCACCCUAGAGAUCCUCAAGCCCGACCGACCGGUCCUCUCAUCAGCGAGUACUUCUAGAAUCACUCGAGCCUCCGGUACUGACCCGAACUUCAACGCCGGUUAUCCCAACCAGUGGAACCAGUGGGUCAACAAAGGCCAUCCCGCCAGAGCAGCGAUCAAGUCUUUCAUCCAGGACGUUCAGGCCUCUCAGUUACCCCAAUUCCACCCCUUCAAUCGCGCCUUAGCCGAAGCUCAGUCCACGGCCGACCAGCGGCUGCCAGCGAGGCCCCCUCCUGCUGCCUCGCCCUCUUCUUCGGAGACUAAUACCACGCCUCCCAAGACUGGGCCGAUCGGAGCGGAGCACACUACGAAGAACACUCUCGUGCUGCCCGCACACCCUUUCCCCAAGCUUGGUAGCUCAAGCUCAUGCCUGGUAGUCGGGGAUGCAGGCUUCUGGGAUGCGGCCAUAGCACCGUGCAACGUAAAGGUGGAAGAGGACACAAGAGAGUACGUUAAUGUCCACUUUGGCCUGUCUGCGGAAGAUCAGGCGCCGUUUCCAGGACCCGCAUCGUUUUACUCCAAGUUUAAGGGACUCAAAGUCAACAACAUCUUCAACGACACCACGGAUGAAUAUUGCGAGAUGGUGGCAAACGAAUACAAGGCCCUGGUAUCCUACAAGGAUUCAAAUGAGGCAGAAUUCCAAAGGUCCUCAUAUUACCUCUUCAAAUUCGAGGUACGAAACCCAGGAAUGGCGAAAGAUUACAUAUUCCGCACAGAGGCUACACCACAAGAAUCUAUCAGAACUGACCCCGAGAACUUCCCGAGGUUUGAAACCCCGAACUUUUGGAAUACUCCGCCAAGUUUCACCCCCAACAGCGCAGAGCACUUCGACUACGAUAUCUCCCCUGGCCUUCUAUACUGGCUGUCCCUGAAUGGUUUUUCAACAAUAUGGGGAGCAGAAGCGAAAAGAUACGUCCACAUCAGAGGACAAAGAAAGUUGUGCCUAUAUCUCGCCGUGGAGUAUAAAAUCAGACAUGAUGAAGAUAGCAGCAGGAUAUCGAUGAACCGAGUUACAGCUGCGAUGCUCCUAUGUCUCUGGAACCGGUUCCAACUUCGGAAGAGAGCCUUAGCUGCACAAGGGAAAGACUGGAAGCAGGAAGAGAACAGUGAGAUCAAGGUCUACGGUGUUCGCGUUCUCGCUGCAGAAUUCAAUGUCUGGGUCAUGACGCCAGUCGUCAAUUCUGAGGGAGAAUGGCAAGGUACAGAGAUGAAGCGCCUUACGGGCCAGACAUUACAGGCAGUAAUGGGAGUCCAGCGUCUUUGUUUAUGGAUCAACGAAAUCCAUAAGUGGGCGCUUACUAUCCACGCCCAACAGGUUAAGGAAGAUCUGCAAGCAUGCGCUCCUAGGGGUGGCGCUCCACCCGAGCAAAGCGUCUUGUUACAUGGUCCUAGCUAG
This is a messenger RNA of Lasiodiplodia theobromae, 1620 nucleotides long. RefSeq lists its product as uncharacterized. The transcript has a single exon. Lineage: Eukaryota; Fungi; Ascomycota; Dothideomycetes; Botryosphaeriales; Botryosphaeriaceae. The coding region runs from base 1 to 1620 and encodes 539 amino acids. The record is from RefSeq and is a predicted model, not a curated record.